ACUCGAUCGUCCACGACGCUGUGCAAUCGUAUCUACCGUAAACUGAUAAACGGCUCCUUCUACGUGCCCCCAAAAAAGAAACAGUAAAUCCCCAAUUCAAUUUCUGAAAUACCAAAAAUCGACGCCGAAGAACCAUGGAGGCAAUCGAAGUUGAGAGAGGAGGAAGCGGAUACUCACUGAAACCAUCGCGAUUAAACAGCGAAGACAUUCUCUUCUGCAUAGAUGUGAACCCUGAAUCUUCGGUUGAGAUCAAAACCACCGGCUCUAAUGGACGACCCAUCACCAGAAUGGACUCCAUUAAGCAAGCAAUUCUUCUCUUCGUCCACGCCAAACUCUCCAUGAAUCCUGACCACCGAUUUGCUUUCACCACCGUCGCCAAAUCUGCCAUUUGGCUCAAAAAAGAGUUUAGCAGUGAUAUUGCAGCUGCAGAGGCUGCAGUCAGGGGACUUGGUGCUACUACCCCUUGCAGUCAUGCCGAUCUUACCAGUCUUUUCCGAGUAGCUGCUCACGAAGCAAGAAAGUCAACCGCCCAGAAUCGUAUUCUAAGAGUGAUUCUUAUUUAUUGCAGAUCAUCGACACGACCCCAACAUCAAUGGCCUGUGAACCAAAAAGUCUUCACUUUUGAUGUUAUAUACCUCCACGAGAAGCCCGGACCUGACAACUGCCCACAGGAGGUGUAUGAUGCCUUAGUUGAUGCCCUUGAUCAUGUCAGCCAGUAUGAAGGCUAUAUUUUCGAGAGUGGCCAGGGAAUUGCACGUAUUCUGUACCGUUGUAUGUGUCUGUUGUUAUCACACCCCCAGCAGCGAAUAUCACUAGAUGAUCUAGAUAUACCAAAGCCUCUUACAAAGAAAUUGCCUCCCGCUGAUUCUGUUCCUGCGGCCGAAGUUGUCCCUGUUACCAGCCAGUGAAACAACUAGGGGCUGAAAACAAUGGUGGAAACCUGGAUUGUUGUUGUAGCUUAAUGUUACCUCACUUGUUCAUCUGUAUUCUGAUGUUUUUUUGGCUAUUUCUCUUUCUGUUGACAGAUUAAGUUUUGUUUAAUGUACAUAAGGUCAAGUUUAUGCGAUAAUAGAGACAACGGUCUAAUGGUAUGAUAUUCAUCUUUGUCAUGUUCAGAUUA
This is a messenger RNA of Benincasa hispida (wax gourd), 1120 nucleotides long. RefSeq names its product BRISC/BRCA1-A complex protein. Gene Ontology annotation, biological process: positive regulation of DNA repair. NCBI's taxonomy places the organism in Eukaryota, Viridiplantae, Streptophyta, Magnoliopsida, Cucurbitales, Cucurbitaceae. The record is from RefSeq and is a predicted model, not a curated record. Gene Ontology annotation, cellular component: BRISC complex; BRCA1-A complex.